UCCAGGGGCAGCCGGAGGUUCCGUCCAUGCGGUGCCCCCAGGGCCUGUACAGGCAAGGUUGAGCAAGAGGCCGUCUUGACCCCUAGGAGAGCAGAGCAGGAGGCUCACCUGAGUGGAGGACGAUGUUGCGUCGCAAGCCUUCCAAUGCCAGCGAGAAGGAGCCCACUCAGAAGAAAAAGCUCUCCCUUCAGCGCUCCAGCAGCUUCAAGGAUUUUGCCAAAUCCAAGCCCAGCUCCCCUGUGGUGAGCGAGAAAGAAUUUAACUUGGAUGAUAAUAUUCCUGAAGAUGACCCAGGUGUCCCUACCCCAGAAGAUGCUGGCAAGAGUGGCAAAAAGCUGGGAAAGAAGUGGAGGGCAGUGAUUUCCCGGACCAUGAACAGAAAGAUGGGCAAGAUGAUGGUGAAGGCCUUAUCAGAGGAGAUGGGAGACACACUGGAGGAAGGCUCGGCUUCCCCGUCAUCUCCAGACUGCAGCCUGGACAGCCCUGGUCCUGACCAUAUGGCUCUGGCCUUUUCUGAGCAGGAGGAGCAUGAACUCCCAGCUUUCAGCCGCCAGACAUCAACAGGCAGUGAACUCUGCAGCCCUAGUCCAAGCUCUGGAAGCUUCGUGGAAGAACCCCCUGCUCCCCAGUACACAGGGCCUUUCUGUGGGCGAGCACGAGUCCACACUGACUUCACUCCUAGCCCCUAUGACCACGACUCACUGAAACUGCAGAAAGGAGAUGUGAUCCAGAUCAUUGAGAAGCCACCUGUGGGCACAUGGCUGGGUCUGCUCAACGGCAAGCUGGGUUCUUUCAAAUUCAUCUAUGUGGAUGUGUUGCCUGAGGAGGCUGUGGGGCCUGUCCGUCCCAACCGCCGACAGAGCAAGGGCAAGAGGCCCAAGCCCAAGACUCUUCAUGAGCUGCUAGAACGCAUUGGCCUAGAGGAACACACAUCCACCCUGCUGCUCAAUGGCUACCAGACACUGGAAGACUUCAAAGAACUGCGGGAAACACACCUCAAUGAGCUGAACAUCGUGGAUCCACAGCACAGGGCCAAGCUGCUCACAGCUGCAGAGAUCCUGCUGGACUAUGACACUGGCAGUGAGGAAGCAGAAGAAGGCGCCGAGAGCAGCCAGGAACCAAUGGUGCACACAGUGUCGGAACCCAAGGUGGACAUCCCUCGUGAUUCUGGCUGCUUUGAGGGCUCAGAGAGUGGGCGUGAUGAAGCAGAACUGGCUGGCACUGAGGAGCAGCUGCACAGCCUCUCCCUGGCUGGAACACCUUGAGGCGAAGACAGCACAGGCCAAGGCUGGGCCUCAGCUGCAAAAGCCACAAAGACACUCAGCCUUCCGUAAUGGCUCAGGCCUGGAGGACUAACUGGUGCCUAAUCGGACCCUGCUUCCCCAGUGGAGGUUAGAGCAGAAGUCCCAGCCAGGGUGCUAUGAGUUCAGCUUGAGUGGACGAGGGGAUGCCUAAAGGCUUACCACACUUGCCUGACCUCCUUCUCCCUCCACCAGUGACUGACAGCACAGUGACCCCCUCCCCAGAAUUACCCACUCCCCAGCCAUGGCCACAGUAAUUGGAGCACUGGGCAACCUAGCCAUGGCACCCACCACCCAAAUCCCCAAGACCUCACUCCCAUACUACUGUCUUACUGCUUUUGAGAAGGGCACUAAGCCAGUGUUUCAGCUGAGUCUCAAAACCCUACGCAAGCUAGCCAUUUCGAAGGACUCCAGGUGGAUAUAGGUGAAUGCAGGAUUCCCUCAGUAAGGUUUGAAGAAAGUUGCACGGGCCAUCCCCACUAGCCUUCUCCUUGACUUUUUAAAGGUUUGGCUACCAAGUCACUAUGAGACUUUAACUACCUGCCUACUGCCAGGAACAUUAGUAAAAGCUAAUUUGGGGGAAGGAGUUACAUGUAAAUAUGAGGGUGCAGAGAGAAGUUGGUAGUG
Molecule: messenger RNA, 1928 nt
Organism: Jaculus jaculus (lesser Egyptian jerboa)
Lineage: Eukaryota; Metazoa; Chordata; Mammalia; Rodentia; Dipodidae
Gene: Sash3
Product: SAM and SH3 domain containing 3
Exons: 8
Coding region: 123-1265 (380 amino acids)
Biological process (GO): positive regulation of adaptive immune response; positive regulation of immunoglobulin production; positive regulation of B cell proliferation
Cellular component (GO): nucleus; cytoplasm
Molecular function (GO): protein binding
Source: RefSeq, a predicted model, not a curated record